Humulus lupulus (European hop) is the source of this 1071-nucleotide messenger RNA. RefSeq lists its product as uncharacterized. NCBI's taxonomy places the organism in Eukaryota, Viridiplantae, Streptophyta, Magnoliopsida, Rosales, Cannabaceae. The record is from RefSeq and is a predicted model, not a curated record. The transcript is spliced from 3 exons. The coding region runs from base 74 to 886 and encodes 270 amino acids.
UGAAAAUAUUUAUAUUAUAUGUAUAUGUAUAGUUUCUUCCUCUUAGUCUGCAUGAGCCUAUUUGAACACAACAAUGCCAAAAACAAAGGCCGUAACACAUGCAGAUCUUGCUCCAAGCCAUGGAAGCACCUAUUUGGGGAGCAAAGUUGGUGUCGUCCUCAUAAUUUUGACCAUUCUAUGUGGUUUACUAUGCUUCAUUCUCUGUCUAAUUUCAGAGGCCACUCGUUCAGAGAUGACAUGGAUAGACACUGGUAGAGACAAAGGUUCAGAAGGCAAUAACUAUGAAUGUGUAUAUAGUGGAAGUGGGAGAACGCCUCUGCUUUGCGCUGCCGUUGCUUUUGUGGGAUUAGCUCUUGCCAUGACGAUUGAGCACAUAUUCAUGUUGAUUGCAGUCAGUAAGCUUCCACCUUCUGCUGUGGCCACAUUCGACCCAGAUUUUGGCACUGCAAAGAAUUUGACAUGCCAAGCCGGGUUCUUCUUUGUCACAACAUGGAUUUGUUUUGCUGUGGGGGAAAUCCUGUUGCUGAUUGGAUUGAGCAUUGAAUCUGGGCAUUUGAAGAAUUGGUCAAAACCAAGAGCCAGUUGCCUUGUGAUCAGAGAAGGAUUAUUCUCUGCAGCUGGAGUUCUUGCCUUGACAUCAGUUUUCCUUGCUGCUGGAUUGUACUUGACGGCUUUGAAGGCACAAAAGAUAGCCCAAGAAAAUGAAAAUAUGAGAUUACGGAUUCUUGAGACCUCUGCACUCUAUGCAUCCCCACCAAGGUCACCAACUAUUCAUCCUAUGACUGCCAUUGACAGAGAGAAUCCCAUAUUCAGAGAUGACCCCAUUGAGCACACUAGUGCUUUUGUUUUUCCAUUGUCUUAUAGUAAGGAUCCAAAUUUAGUGUAAAAAAAUCACAAGAGAAUCAGAAGUACAUAUUUCUGUACAUAAUUUUUAUGUCACUCCAACAGGCUCUUGUUCUUGUUUGAAUUCUGUUCACAAGUAUUUGGUUUUAACUGUGACUUUUUCAAACCCCCCCAAGUUUAUUUUCUUUAAUAAAGAAAGGUAAAUAACCAAACUGUUGAUUCACACAA